Messenger RNA from Gilbertella persicaria, 1135 nucleotides. RefSeq lists its product as uncharacterized. NCBI's taxonomy places the organism in Eukaryota, Fungi, Mucoromycota, Mucoromycetes, Mucorales, Choanephoraceae. The transcript is spliced from 2 exons. Bases 101 to 1042 code for a protein of 313 amino acids. The record is from RefSeq and is a predicted model, not a curated record.
ACGGAUGUUCAUUUAAGCUGAUAGAUAUUUUAAAGGCUCUUGUUAUACAAAUCCUUCUUUUUUUCUUGUCUUUUCCAGUCUUCUCCUUCAUCUAAUUCUUAUGAAAGCCAACUUAUAUCAGUCCAAAAGUAAAAAUAAUACCCACUCAACAACAGAGCCUUACCACAGAAAACCAAGCGAUAGCAACACUAAUAGUAAUAAUCGAAUGAAUGAUGCUUAUACCUUCAAUUAUCAUCAAGCAUGCUCAUUGUUGCAAGCAAUCCAAAUGAAUGGGCGGCGUCGUUUGAGCCAAAGCUGUGUUUAUAACCUUGCAAAUUUCGUAACUCGUUCUUGGGAAUCUAACCCUAAGCAAGAAAAAAUUGAAGAUCUGGCUAAAUUCAUGACAAAUUUAUUGGAUACGACAUUAUUAUGCCCUGAAAAGCCAUUUGAAGAAGCACUACAACAAUUUUGCCGAAGCCAUAUCCCUACGCAGUCCGUGUCACCCACAGUCACGAUAUUGAUUGCAAUAGGCUAUAUUGAGCGACUUAAACAGAAGUACAAGCACAUACAAGGAACAUCUGGGUGUGCCCAUCGUCUUAUUAUGAUUGCAUAUAUGAUAGCAGCCAAAUUCAUGCAUGCAAACCUCAAAUCUAUCAUCCAUACUUCACCAUCGGCUUUGAAUGGCGAGAAAGAUACCCCUACUAAAAAAUUGCCACCUAUCAUGCCGCCUUGCAGUGAACAAGAACUAUUGCCUUCGCCGCCUACAUCACCCAAAACAUUCUAUUCUGACUCGGAUCCUUUAAAAUACCAUUACUUCCAAUCUCGUAGUAAGUCUACGACAUUCAACAAUAUAACAAUCAAUACCAAUAAUACAACCAAUAAUAACCCUUCUGGUUCUACAUCAACCAAUGAACGUCAUUUCCAAAUAAUACGAAUGGAACAUGAAUUCCUACAUUUUUUAGAUUACGAUCUAUCUUUAUCAAACACACUAAAAUUAAUCCACUGGGCACACAACUCUCAAGACAAUCCUCAUUAUACAAUCUCCAGUGUCUUUGAACAAUAAAAAAACGCUCCUCGGACUGUGUGAACCGACCGAAGUGAAUUAAUUGUAGCACAAUAUAGGGCUGUAUUACAUGCAAAAAAGAUAUAUCACACG